This is a messenger RNA of Peronospora belbahrii, 4095 nucleotides long. The record is from the annotation of a GenBank genome assembly. NCBI's taxonomy places the organism in Eukaryota, Oomycota, Peronosporomycetes, Peronosporales, Peronosporaceae.
AUGGACCAGUUAUCUCUGAGUGAAACAAGUCUCUUGCUUGAAUGGAAGAAACAAUUUGCAUUCAAUCGAUUACAGGAUGAAAAAGCGCUUCAUGAUACCUUAAUGGCACUACUUUCGACUCCAACGUUUGUAAGCAAAGAAUUGCCAAGUGAACGUAGUCAAGCAUUAGUAUUGCUUGAGUUAGUUGCAGAAUUUGCAUCGAAUGAACCAUUACGUGGACAUUCUUCACAACUUUUAGAGACGCUCAAGAUGACCCAUCGACGCAUUUCAAACUUGUGUGACUUGCAUCUUCGACGAGUACCAAGGUGGUUCUUACCAGGAUGUGAAGUGGAUUUCUCACCUUUUCAUCAUACCAUUGGGCCCUCGAGAGGAUCGUUUGGGUCAACACUUCAACGUGGUGAGGCACAUCGAUACAGCUACAAUAAUGAAGGAGCUCUUUCGAAUGCUACGGCUACAGUAGCUGUGAAGUGUCUGUGGGCACUACCCGAUGUCCAUUAUCAAUUUGUCGAACAGCUUUUUGCACGAAGUGGAGUGUCCAAGUGGACACAUGUUCGACAUCCAAACGUGGUGACUGUACGAGGAGCUUCCCAUGCUGCUACACCACCUUAUUUGGUGAGAGAUUUUACAACUUAUGGUGGACUUACAUCUUAUCUUGCAGCGCUCGAAACACGAGCUAAGACAUUUGCAGGGCCUGAAAGUAGUGGAAAAGUGGAGACAUUGACAUGGCAAUUACUUUAUGGAGCAAGUCGUGGUCUGCUACACCUUCAUGAACAACAUAGCAUUGUCCACGGAGGACUACGGUGCAAUAAUAUACUUGUUGAUAAGAAAGGUCGGGCUGUGAUUGCUGACUUUGGAUUGUACACGUUGGCAUGCGACGCUCGAGAUUCCGGACUUACCGAAUACUUUCAAUUGGACGUUUUCGACGCAGACGCUGAGGAAUUAAUACGAUGGCAAGCCCCUGAGUGCUUACGAGAACACGUGGCAUAUCGCGAGUCACUUCGGUCUCUCUCUGAGACCGGAUCGGCACUGGUAUCAAGCGGUGCCAGUGCAUCUGCCACUUCCUUCUCCACGGAUGUGUACGCUUUUGGAAUGUGCAUUUUGGAGGCCUUGACUCGCACAGUGCCCUGGGCAGGGCUUGACAUUGCAAAGAUUCGCACGCUUAAAGAAAACCUGAGCUUGCUACCCCCUCGACCAAGGUGCAUUUCAUCUCAGGGAUGGACACUGAUUGAGAAGAUGUGUGCAGCCGAUCCGAAGAAGCGUAUUACACUUAGCGAGGCAUCACAGGAGCUAAAGCGACUUGGAUACGGAAACCGGGUAUCAAGUCGAUCACAAAACUCCAUUCGGUCACGCGGGAGUAGUGUGACGAAUUUGAAGGCGCUGGACGUUGCCAAAAUUGAGCAUAUCUCGACAUCACUGGAAGAAGUUUCACAAGAACUCAAGAAUAUAUCGGAUCGUUGCCGUAAUGGAAGCGCUUCAAGUGUGAAGACACUAGACGAGCAAGCGACUCAGAAACUGGCUGGUGUAUCUGGCAUACGUUUGAAUAUUGCAUCUAAAGAGCUGAAUGGACUGGGAAUAGGUGAAAAACUGACAAGUGGAUCACGAAGUAGCAGCAAUCAGGACCUGGGAAGAGUCGCUCGAGACGCAUUUGAUAAAUUAGACCGACUAUCCACUCAUGGUUCUGGCACUUUAACUGCUGGACCAAGCCAGGACAUAUCAUCAUUGGGAAGCGAGCAGAGACAAAAUGCAGAAAACGAAUUCUUAGUGUUAGCUGCGGCUACAUCUGGCUAUCCACCGCCCUUUACAGUACACGCAGUGGAACAGGUGACUGCUAUCACUGCGGACAAGCCAUUAUGUAAGCCUGACUCUUUGGUACUGAGUGAUGCGUCAACGGUGGAGCAGGCCGGUCGUUCGAUAAAGAAGUAUGCCUCGCCGCUCAGACAAGGUUAUUCGAAUUCACGCAAAGUAGGCAGUGCAGUUAUUGUGAACAGCUCAUUGGAGAAGGAAUCUUGCAACAGUUUACACUUGUCUGCACAUGAUGAAAAGGCAAAGCUACCUCACUCUCGAGACGUAGUGCGUCCAAUACACAGCGCGCUUUUCAACGAGCCAAAUGACAGUGAUACGACUGAUGGUAAGCCUGAUCGAAGUAAUUGCAGAUCGACCAGCAUAGACGACAGUGCUGAGACAACUUCUGCUUUUGAUUGUAAUAGCAAUUGGCCUACGUACGAACAGCCCGAGCAAGAAAUUAAUAAUGAUAGUGCAAAUGUCGAGCGCUUUGAUGCCUGCGAGGAAUAUCCUGUAUUGUCGAGCAGUGGUGAAGAAGAUGGACGCUUGGAAAAGCUGGCUAUUGGUGAUAGUUCUACAGAUGAAGAAACGUUGAUGAUCGUUCCUGCGGAGUUUCAGACAGCUUGCAGCUUCGACGAGGAGGACUCUGCGUCAGUACUUCAGCCAGUAAUUGGUCUUCUUGACAGCCUCUGGACUGAGCGACUUGAGGAAGCUCAUUUAAUUGAAAAUUUGGAAGCUAUAAAGGAAUGUCUCGAGCUAUCAACUGCUUCAAUCAUCGUGGAGCGGGAGGGAUUUCUUGCAUUAAUGAAGCUUGUUUGGAGAAACCACUCUGAAGUUUGCACGAUUCACGCCUUAGAGAUAUUGCAGUCAAUCGCUGGCCUCAACUCUGACUUUGUGGUAACACUAGUAGAAUCUAAACUUGUGAAGAUCUUGCUGGCUGUUAUCAAAUACCGAUCAUCUCCUCGACAAGUUGACUUGGCAGCAUCGUUUCUUCUUGAGGUUAUUGCUGAUAAUGACGAAGCAAUGAGGCAGCUAUGGAAAUGUCGCGGUGUCGGUGUGAUGGAAGAUAGUCGCGUCAUUGACCGUCGACUUGUUCAGGAAGUAAAGUCUACGAUGGCAAAGUUCAAGCGAAACGAAGGCUUGAAGUGUCUUGAGGAAAGUGAAUAUCACUUAGCAAUUGAUAAGUUUACAGUAGCAAUUGCUUUGGAUUGCAAGCGUGCAGGGUACUACGGUGACCGAAGUUUGGCGUAUAUGGAAGCAUCCAUGUACAAAAAGGCAGUGGAAGAUGCCUAUCGCUGUAUGCGCUACAACCCGUACGAUGUGACGGGAUAUUUACGCCAUGGCUUGGCUCUGAGGGCCUUAGGAAAGUACAAGGAGGCCAUUCACUCGUUGCGUGAAGGUACAGAGGUUGAUCCCAAGUUUAUGAAAAUCCGUGAUACACUGGUUGAGACCGAAAAGCUCUACGAGGCACAACAGAAAGGAGGAGAUAGUGGCAAAAUGCUGCGCCAUAUGACGGCUGCUGAGUCUGCAAAACUUAAGAAGAAGGAUGGUGACGAUGCACUUCGAAAGAAGGAUUUUACGCUUGCAAUCGAAUGCUAUACGGAAGCUCUCGAGCUUGAUCCGAAGAACGACUGGAUGUAUUUGCACCGAAGCAUUGCCCACAUUGCUUGUAAGGACUACACCAAGGCGAUAGAAGAUUCGUCUAGGUGUAUCCAGAUCAACUACCGACAGGUCGAAGGCUACUACCGACUUGCACUGGCGUUGCAUGGAGCUAGCCAGCAUGACCAAGCAUUAAAUACACUCUACCGUGGACAAGAAGUGGAUCCACGACACAAGGGUAUCGCUCGUUUUAUUAACCAACUUGAAGAAGAGGAAGCGAAGGAAGCAGGACUGUUAUUACCCGAAUGGUUCAAGAAUAAAGGGUAUCGAGCAUUUCAGUUGCGUUCAUAUGAGGAUGCCAUCAAGUUUUACACAAAGGCAAUUGACGCGUCACAGUCCGACGAUGAUGAGGUGGUGAUGCAUUGUUAUUUGUAUCGAUCUCGUGCCCAUCAGACGCGAGGUGAAUUUUCAGCUGUGAUUGCUGAUUGCACGUACGUACUGGAUCGUCGUCCGACUGAUGUUUUUGCUCGCUUGCGACGCGCAGAUGCGUACGAACAACAGCGUGAUUAUCUCAUGGCACUGGAAGAUAUUCGUGAGUUGGCGACUCUCAAUCCAGAAUACGAAGAUGCUCAUGCUCGGCUUGAAUCGUUACAAGAUAAAUGUCGACUUUUACCUGGUGCAUCUCAACAAAAGCAUGUUGAGAUUACUUUAUAA